Penicillium concentricum is the source of this 4623-nucleotide messenger RNA. RefSeq lists its product as uncharacterized. The transcript has 4 exons. The coding region runs from base 1 to 4623 and encodes 1540 amino acids. The record is from RefSeq and is a predicted model, not a curated record. Lineage: Eukaryota; Fungi; Ascomycota; Eurotiomycetes; Eurotiales; Aspergillaceae.
AUGGCAGACCCUACCCAAGCGCAUGGUCGCGGAGCCCAGAAACUCCCUUCCCCGCAAAAUGUCCGCAGUCCACUCUCGCCAGGCAGCGGCAGCGGAACCCCGAUCUCAUUCCAAACAAACGUGAAUCGCUCCAAGACAAAACGUUGGGUGGAAGCGAAGACAUAUACUUAUGAUGGAGGUGACUGGGGUAGCGACGACGACGAGGAAGAAGAGGAGGCCCCUCCCGCGGUACCUCGGCCUCCCUAUGCCACUCACAACACUGGCAGUUCGUCCGAGUUGUCCUUGAGGCGUUUGUCUGGCAUCGGAUUCGGAGCCGCUGAGUCGCAUCCGGCUGAUGGCAAGGAUAGGAGCCUUAGCGGAGGAGACCAGAAGCCCCUUCCCUUCGUAAGGCCGGCCGACCUCUAUAAACGCAUGCGCGAAGAGAAAGCGACACAACAGUCUCCUAUCAGUGGUAGCAAUGAUCCCAAGCCUGACGCGUUUGGAGCUUUACCUCAAACAUACCAACCGGAACCUGAUUUGGGUCUACCGGAAGUCAAGCGCAUGUCUAGCUUUGGUACCGAUUUCUUGGGUGGUGCAGACUCCCACCCGCCGCCACUGGAUAGCUCUGCAUCUCAGGAGUCCUCUUUGAACCACAAAUCUUCGUCGGGAUUCCGGUCGGUGGUGAACCAGGCCUUCGAUGUCCCAGAAACUCCACAAUCCACUACCACUAGUUUCACACGGUCGAACAGCGAUGGCACUUCCACGAUCAGCCCCAUCAUGGGCUCUCGUACUAUGACUGAUGAAAGAACACCCACCAUUCUCGAGGAACCUAACGAGUCGACCUCCCCGAAGGCAAGUGCGAAUGCGGUCCCGGUCCUUAACCCUGGUCAUCGCCGGGACCUGAGCCUUCCUAGUUCGGACAACAGUCCUUCGAGAAAACCUCAAGUCACAGACCAGGACACCCCAACAGCGGGUCAUGCAGAAUUGUCCUCCAUUCCUCCACUCCAGAGUUUGUCACCAGAAUCGUCUGAUGCGGCAAUCUCUCCUCAGAACCCGAUGCAACCAUACUCGACCAAGGGGCAAGACAUGCCCGCCCCUCUCAAAUUUGGAAGCGCAUCGGGCCCUGACGCCUUCCAUAACGAAAUCCCCACCAUCAUGGGAGCCGAAGAAUCGCCACAGAAUACCGACAACGAUCGCUUGAGGGAGGAGAUUAUCCGAUCAUUAAGUCGGGAAGCCACCCCCUCGGAGGACCCCGAGCCCAGCAAGCAACCUCAGUCGCAGGCACCCGCUGAGUCCAUCGUUUCUGAACCUCGCCCAGACUGGACUGGCCCGCCUCCCUUGCCGUCUAGAGACCCUUAUGCGAAUAGUCAAGGCGCGACUGGCAACUCUUCAUCCACGAUCGGCGAUCAACCAAAGAAGCCCAAGUUAGAAAGACGGUUCUCAUGGGAAUCCUCCGAUGAGGAAGAACCAGAGCCGCCUCAAAUGCCCGGGAGCUAUUCAUCGCCCCCUCCUUUGGCCACAUCGUUAUCUGCUCAAGAGCCUGAGCCUAUACAUGAAGCGCCCGCCCCAUUGGUGUCGGAUGUGCCGCACGACUCGUUUACCUCUGAUGAGGAGGGGUCCGAUACCCAGCGUGCUGUGGCAAAGCCUCGACUUUCGAUUGUUCCACCUAUUCCGGAGAACACCACACCACCGGAGCAAGUUAUGGGACCAGGGGUUACGCCACCUACACUACCUCCGCGAGCUCAAGUCCAAGUCCCUUCUAACGCUGGCAGCUCAUCCCUCGAUGAGUCUCAGCUCUUGGGCUUCCGUGAUAUUCUCGGUAUCACAUCUAUCAACCAGCGUAUCAAGUCUUUCGAACACACCCGCGAACAGUUCGCCACCAUUGACACUGGUUUGAAUCAUUGGCUUCAGUUCACGGUUCACGAGCACCCCGAGCAUGCCAGCGUGGUGCAACAGACCCAGAGUUUAUCCCCUAUCGUGCCACCAUCCAAUGCUCCUCACGGCAGAUUCCCUAAGUUGGGUGCUCUUGGGAGUCUCGGUUCCUUGAAUGACGGUACUCCGACUAGCUCCACUCAUAUCAGACGCCCAUCGGCCCAUCUAGGCACCGUGAUGAACAAAGAGAAAGUCGGAGAGAAAGGAAAGGAGCUUCUCCACACCGCGGGGGCGUUUAGUGGUAAGGCAACUGGAGCAGCCAAGGGGCUGUUUGCCAAGGGCAGAAGCAGGUUCCGACCCAGUGGAGCGUCUGAGAAGGUUCAGUCAACCCCAAAUGCUUCUCGCCGCAGCUUUCAGUUCUCCUUCCCUUCGGGGUCGGGUGAAGUGUCUGGUAACUCUUCUCAACGAAAUUCUAUCGGCUUUGGGAGUCUGCCAAUCUUCAAAUCCGAGCGAACGGGGCCCAAAUCUGAUACUGAUCCACCGGUCAGUCUCUGUCUAGAUGGUCCAGAGUGUGAACACAAUGCCGAAAAACGUGUCAAGGCGACCAACUCGGGGAAUAACUCCCUAUCGCAUAACCAUGUUGGCGGAACAACUGUGCAACCGACGGAAGUGUCAUCUUCCAACGAUGUUCCUCUUAAACCUGAAGGUCCCGGAAAGUCUGCCUUUGCUGGGGAUCUCGAGCAGGAGAUGAUAACGGCCCUUGGCCUUUCGCCCACAGAUCCUCAUCGUCAAAGGUCCGCAAGUACCCCAAUGGCGUUGAAUGUAUUGAGCCAGGAAACUGGCAGCAAACGCCAAUUUACAGAACCACUGCCACAAGGAGAAAGCACGACUAGCAAUCAAUCCAAUGCCGAAGCGCCGGUAUUCAAGGCCCCACUCGCAGAAAAUAGCUUGCCAGUCAUCCCUGAUGAGCCCUUUGAUGUCCCUUUUCCGGUUAUGAACAACCAGAAGCAUCGGCCAAGCAAGUCUAUACCGGAGAUUGUCAUUCCGUCAGUCCGUCCAGUGUUUGAUGAAAUGCCUCCGCCUCCUUCGGCUCCCCCUCCACCUCCUCCCAAGGAUAAUGAUAAUGGGCUUGCGCCUAGACGGGAUCAUAGACGCCAUCCCUCUGUCUCAACACUCGGAGCUGACGAGCGAGCUGGAAGUACAUCCGAUGACGAACUCGAUAGACAUCCCCCCUCUCCUUUGCAAGAAACAGCAAACGAGGUUGCACCAGAACCAUGGUAUACAAGCAAGGCUGAGCAUUCUGUGGAUGACAGCUAUGGUGACUCGCUGUCAUCUAGUCAAGAGAAGAGAAAGUCCUUCAUACCUUUCUAUCCGUCACCGUUCACAAGCUCUGCUGAGGUCCUCGAGUCCAAAAGAAAAUCGAUCAGUGGUCUACCUCCAUCUGCUCCGGACGUGCAUAGCCCCUUGAGAAACGAAGUCAGAUACUCGCCAGGAACCCGAAGCAGUAUGCUGAGCUUUGGUAGCUUCGGAAAGCAGAGCGCUAAAGGCAAAGGGACUCGUCCGUCUACACCUGCUAAUGAUCUUCAACCUUCGGAAUCUGGAUCACCUGCAGAGAAUAGGGAGUCUGCUAUUGGGAAACUCAAAGACUUCGGAAGACGACGACGCGCUUCGGUGGGAGAUCUCCUUUCUGGUAUUCAACUGCAACCGCCUCAGGGGCCUCAGGGUCCUUCGGAAGGCCAACGGAAACGAGCACUCAGCAGGAUUAGUGGACUAUUUGGCCGGCAAGGCUCUCAAGACCCUGAGAGAAAAUCGACCGAUCACAAAAGGGCUGCCUCAGAACAGCUGCAGAACCAAUAUCUGCCGACACCCCCGUCGACAAAUGGAAAUUUAAAUACUAGUUUCGCUGCACAGGAUGAACCACCGGUCCUGGGCAAUCCAUUUGAACAAAAAGACACUCAGCCCUCCGUGCCUACGGCACCACCACCACCACCACCGAGCGACACAAAACCUCUACCCCGCGAUAAUCCCCAACGUGCCAGUAUAUCACUUCCAAGUAGUUCGUCAUCCAACUCCCUGGCGGCUGGUCGGUUUUACUCGCAGUUUCAGUCUGGAUCCAUGAAUGAACCCCCCACCGGCUCUCGCCACGCUAGCACACUCAGCCAGCCUCUCCCAGGUCAUUCCCGAUCACCGUCUCCCAUGUCAUUGCACGAAAAUCGAGCUGCACCUGCACUGUCACCACUGGAGGAGCUAGAAGACCACCAGGUACACCAACUACAGGCAGAGGAGCAGCGAAAGCAAGAAACCCAGCAAACCCAGAACCAGAGCGCGCAGUUAGGCACUCUAAGCGAAAACCAUGAACAGGAGAAGCAUGAGGAGCACAAGGAUCGCAUGCUUAGCGAGCGCCUUCGACACGAACUAUAUGGGGAGAUACCCGAGGCUCCGACGAACAAGCAGAACCACCCGCGCCAAUACGAAUUACAAGGCGAUCUCAAACACCAAAGUCUGGCUCCUCAGCUCAGCAUUCGAUCUCGAAAGCCAGUGUUUUCAGACACGAUAUCCCCACUUUCCGAGAACCAUGCACCACGCAACAUCGUCGCCUCAAACGCCUCCAUAAUAUCCACGCAUCCUCACCGUAGUGAGGACAAGGCCCGUGUAGUCAAUGAUUCGCCUCAGCCGGUGGAACUUGCCCUCACCGCGGACGACUCCAGCGAGGAGAUCGUCAUGUCCCCCACGUCCUAUCCUGGACAGGAGUGGACGCCCAUGCAUUUGUAG